ACGAAGAAGAAAACACGGAAACAGCAUCAACACACAAAAAGACAACAGGAAAUGGACACGCGGUUCACUCGAGGGAAGUCCACCAUCCUGGAGCGGCCCCUGAGCCGACCCAAGACGGAGGUGAGUCUGAGCGCCUUCGCUCUGCUGUUCUCCGAGAUGGUCCAGUACUGUCAGAGCCGCGUGUACUCGGUGUCGGAGCUGCAGGCGCGGCUGGCAGACAUGGGCCAAAGGGUGGGAGCCAUCAUGCUGGAUGUGCUGGUGCUGAGGGAGAAGAACGGGAAGAGGGAGACCAAAGUGCUCAACAUGCUGCUCUUCAUCAAAGUUAACGUUUGGAAGUCUUUGUUUGGGAAGGAGGCCGACAAGCUGGAGCAGGCCAACGACGACGACAAGACUUAUUACAUCAUCGAGAAAGACCCGCUCAUCAACGCCUACAUCUCUGUGCCCAAAGAGAACAGCAGCUUGAACUGCGCCGCCUUCACUGCAGGCGUGGUGGAGGCCAUCCUCACGCACAGCGGCUUCCCCGCCAAGGUCACCGCCCACUGGCACAAGGGCACCACUCUGAUGAUAAAGUUCAAUGAGUCAGUUAUAGCCAGGGACAAGGCCCUGGACGGCAGAUAAUAGACGACAGGGGAGGGAGGGGUGAAUCGGUCCGGGGUUGGAGUCUGGUCCUGAUGUGAGAAUAUCUGCGGCUCAGCUUCUGACUGAUCGCUGAUGAGCCUCUGUAGAUAACAGCUCUGCACUAAUCCUUGUGUAGAGCAGAAAACAUGGUUUUACCUCACGAAACAGUGCAAAACUUUGUUUUUAUUCAUGAUUUUACGUAACGCAGCUCAUAAAAAUCUCAUCCGGUGGACGAUAAAACUGAUUGUUCUGAUUCUAAAGUGAAACCAGCUGAGUGUAGGUCCUGUACCGUGACCUGGGUGGUUGUGGCUCAGGAUGGAAGAGCACCUACUGUUAUCCAUGAGUUGGUGAAUGUGACGUAAAAAGAUUUUGAGUGGACCAGAAAAACACUGUUUAACUGCAGUCUGUUUACAUUUAACUUUUUCAUUUACAUCAUUUCACACUGUUAUCCACUAAUUAAUGAAUAAAUUGUAAUCUUAACCAAACAAAAGGCAAUGAACUGGAAAAGAAAGUA
This is a messenger RNA of Austrofundulus limnaeus, 1132 nucleotides long. Its product is annotated as trafficking protein particle complex subunit 5. The coding region runs from base 52 to 618 and encodes 188 amino acids. The transcript is spliced from 3 exons. NCBI's taxonomy places the organism in Eukaryota, Metazoa, Chordata, Actinopteri, Cyprinodontiformes, Rivulidae. The record is from RefSeq and is a predicted model, not a curated record. Gene Ontology annotation, cellular component: TRAPPI protein complex; TRAPPIII protein complex; TRAPPII protein complex. Gene Ontology annotation, biological process: endoplasmic reticulum to Golgi vesicle-mediated transport.